AUGAGAUACGGUAUUGCUAUGGGUGCAGUAGCAGUAACUAUGAGAGCUACUGGUGCUAGUGCUGAUAAUAUUUUGGAGGUGAUUGGCAUUUCGGAGCGUGCCGUUGACAAAAUAUAUAAAAGAGCGCUUAGAAGAGGCUUCGACCCGGAUUCAUAUCCCUUGGACAUUUCCGAGGCUAUGGUAGUUGAUGCACACCGCUCUGGUCGUCAUGGGCGCGAAGCUAAGCUAGCUUGGCAUCUUAAACACCGAGGCUGGACUUUGAAAGACUGGAAGAAUGUGACUUGGACCAAUGAGACUUCUGCCAUUUUGAUUCACCGACGCUGA
Molecule: messenger RNA, 324 nt
Organism: Penicillium vulpinum
Lineage: Eukaryota; Fungi; Ascomycota; Eurotiomycetes; Eurotiales; Aspergillaceae
Exons: 1
Coding region: 1-324 (107 amino acids)
Source: RefSeq, a predicted model, not a curated record